AUGAAAAGGAACACUUUGUCUGUUACAAUGAUUCAGGUUCAAAAUAUGUCUAUGUGAAUAAAGACAUGAAUUGGACCGAUGCUCAAAAGUACUGCAGGGCUAACCACACAGAUCUGGCCAGUGUGAGAAAUCAAUCUGAGAAUGACGCCAUCGAACAGCUCCUGAUGGACAAUUUUGCAUGGAUCGGCUUGUACAGUGAGUCUUGGAGGUGGUCAGACGGUCAGCGCCUGAAGAUGACUUCAUUCAGCAAAUGGAAUCCCAGUCAAAGAGUAGAUGUGGAAAACUCAUGUGUGACUACAGGAAGCGGCGUGUGGAAUAUUAGACCCUGCUCCAACAAGUAUCCUUUCAUCUGUAGUGGCUUAUCUAACGUGCAGCCAAUAGAGAGGAAGCUGGUGAAAAUCACUUUGUCCACAUCAGCUUCCUCAUUGGACCUGGAAGAAUCACAGGACGCCAUCUUGCAGCAGCUUCGCAGCAAACUGCCGGAGCACGGACUUGGGGAUUUAAAGCUGAGGUGGAUAAAGCAGUCUGACGGAAAGACGUUCCACUUGAAGAAAAAAGACAAAAAAUAAAAAUCUGGGAUUCUGUCAGGAAAAAGUUUAGAUGAAAAAAAUAGAAGGGUAGUUAUUGUUUUAGGAUAUUUGAUUUGAUUACAAAUAGUCUCUAAAGAUAAUCACUAUUAAUGCUAGUGACCUAUACUUUUUAAUGGUCUGAUGUAGUGCUCUAAUUUUACUGUAACAAUGCUAUAAUCAAUGUGUUUCAGUUAAUGAACUAAAUCACUUAAAUAAACCUUUUGAUAAUCUUCUGAUUAAUUGAACAACCUCAUUUAAAGUAUAAUUUGACUUAAGAGGCACUUCAUGGUCGUAUGAUUUAUUUGGCAUUUACCUUUAACUGAAGAAAGACGAGAACUAGCAGGAAUAUUUGGUUGCAUGGCAACAGGAUAUUAAACCAGACAUUAAGCCACAGCUUGAUGUUCCACUUUAUGUAAAAUAAUUGGAUUCAAGUUGUUGUUGCUCUGAGAGGUUUCAGAUCUAAAUUAGUUGCCAGAUUCCUCUGUUCAUUCAUUUCCCACCUCUAGAGAAAAAAGGAGGAGAACCGGAAGUUUUUUGCUUCUUAGAUUUGUUAUUUUGUAAGAUCUGUUCAAUUGAUUUCUACAGAUUUCAUAGUACUUAUGGGGAUAAUCUGUUCUGUAAAGCAUGGGAGCUAGAUCAGAGCUCGUCUGCCUGGCUGUGUGUUUCCUGGACGGGGCCGCCUUUUGUUUCUCUGCUUCUGUCUC
This is a messenger RNA of Cyprinodon variegatus (sheepshead minnow), 1273 nucleotides long. Its product is annotated as snaclec purpureotin subunit beta-like. The coding region runs from base 66 to 569 and encodes 167 amino acids. The transcript has 4 exons. Lineage: Eukaryota; Metazoa; Chordata; Actinopteri; Cyprinodontiformes; Cyprinodontidae. The record is from RefSeq and is a predicted model, not a curated record.